AUGCCGGUUACUAUCAAACCCCUCACCCCCCCACCGGGAUCCGCCAUCAACUUCGGCGCUAUCGUCAACAACAUCGAUCUCGAGAACCUAACCGAUGAAACAUUCUCAACAAUCCACUCUACCCUCUACACCCACCAGGUCCUAAUCUUCAAAAACCAGCGCCAUGUCUCCCCCAAAGCCCAAUACCUCCUCACCAAACGCUUCGACCCGUCCUCUACCCAAUACGGCCACGGCAAAACCAUUGACGCAAAGCGCAGCAUCCUCCACCCCGAUCUCAAGACCGUGCCCCACCAACCUCAAGUCCAAGUUAUCGGACAUGGCCACAUCAACUCCUACGAAGGCCUCUCGAAUAUCCAACUAAAGCACCCGCACCACAAGACCUUCCACCGGGAUCCUAUCCCCGCGGAAGAAGAUCACGACUUCACUCGCUUCUAUAGAUGGCAUAUUGACGCCGCACUGUACGAAUAUCAUCCGUCCAAGGUAACGACUUUGCUCGCGGUGAAGGUACCAAGGGGUCGUCGACAGACGCUCAGAUACGAUGAUGGGUCCGAUGAGACAUUGGACGUACCGCUAGGCACGACGGCGUUCGUAAGCGGGGAACGGAUGUUCGAGCUCUUGUCGGAGGAAGAUAAAGACUUCGUGCUAGGAAGUAGGGUGGAAUAUGCGCCGCAUCCAUAUGUCUGGAUGAGCCCCGCGCGCGCCCUCCCAACAGGUCUAGGCCUCUACUCUGAGGGUCUCGAACUCCCCGAGUCCGAUCUCCCGGCUAUCGAUGAAUCGAAGAUCAUGAUCUUGCCGAUGGUCUGGAAGAACCCGGUUACGGGGAAACCGGCGUUGCAGAUCCAUCCAUCUGCUGUGCGGAAGAUUCAUCUGAAGGAUGGGGGUGUAAUUGAUGACUUGGCCCGGGUGCGGGAGAUCGUGUACCGGCUGCAGCGGCCGGCGAUUAGUCCGCAGUAUGUGUAUGCGCAUGAUUGGGAGGAGGGGGAUUUGGUGUUGUUUCAUAAUCGGGGGGUGAUUCAUUCGGUGGUGGGGGCGUUUGGGGAUGAUGAGGUGAGACUGUUUAGGCAGUGUAAUUUGGCGGCGGGGGAGGCGCCGGUAGGUAUGAGCGGUUAA
This is a messenger RNA of Aspergillus alliaceus, 1110 nucleotides long. RefSeq names its product TauD/TfdA family dioxygenase. The transcript is spliced from 3 exons. Gene Ontology annotation, molecular function: oxidoreductase activity. The coding region runs from base 1 to 1110 and encodes 369 amino acids. NCBI's taxonomy places the organism in Eukaryota, Fungi, Ascomycota, Eurotiomycetes, Eurotiales, Aspergillaceae. The record is from RefSeq and is a predicted model, not a curated record.